UUCUUUUCCACCAGAGGAUCCUACGAUCUAGUUACAAAGUUUUACGGCCGACACCGCAAAUUCGCCCACCAUGUCCGAAGAAGGCGAGCACAAGACGCUGGCGCCGUCAAAGAUGACCUCUGAGGUUGACGCACACACCCCGGUCGAAAUGCUUCGCCUCGCAGAACAAGCCGGCGUAGCAAAAGCGAAUCUCAGCUGGCUCGAUCUGAUCAUCAAAUCCUUCCUGGGUGGUGUCUUCAUCUCGCUCGGCGCCGCCUUCGACUUGGUCGUUGCUGGUGGAUCUCCAGGCCUCCGCGCCAGCAACCCAGCCAUCGCAACAAUGCUAGCCGCCUUCGUCUUUCCCAUCGGUUUCGUCAUCAUCAUGUUGUUCAACGUCGAGCUGUGCACUAGCAACAUGUUUGUCAUGGCAUACUCGACACUGCGCCGCCGGACCACCAUCUACGACCUGCUCAGGAAUUGGAUAGUGAGCUACGUUUUCAACAUCGCAGGCUGCUUAUUCUACGCUGGAGUACUUUGCUACUGGUCCGACACUUUGUCGUCAAGCGCGCAGAAGGACUACGCGGCGACACAAGCCAACGGUCGUGUCAAUGUCAAUUGGGGAUACAACGUAACUCGUGGCAUCAUGUGCAAUUGGCUUGUUGGCAUUGCCUUUAUGUUCUUUACCGAGGCACGCGACUUGCUCUCCAAGAUCGUCGGUAUCUGGAUUGCCAUCUGGACGUUCGUUGCGAUGAGUUACCAGCAUUCAAUCGCCAAUUACUUUCUUGUGCCAAUCGGCAUGUUCUAUGGAACAGAAUUCGGUGUCGGCAAGUUUGUCUGGGCUAGCUGCAUUCCAGUCACUAUUGGUAACAUCAUUGGCGGUGCUUUUUUUGGUGCAUUCGCGAUGUGGACGGUAUAUGGCAGGCACGAGCUGUCUGUAAAAGAGCUUGAGAGGCAAGAAAGCUACGUCGGCAGGGUAUGA
Messenger RNA from Macroventuria anomochaeta, 958 nucleotides. RefSeq names its product Formate/nitrite transporter. Gene Ontology annotation, biological process: nitrite transport; transmembrane transport. Bases 71 to 958 code for a protein of 295 amino acids. Lineage: Eukaryota; Fungi; Ascomycota; Dothideomycetes; Pleosporales; Didymellaceae. Gene Ontology annotation, molecular function: high-affinity secondary active nitrite transmembrane transporter activity. The transcript has a single exon. The record is from RefSeq and is a predicted model, not a curated record. Gene Ontology annotation, cellular component: membrane.